CACUCUCACCAUCCCGGAGACCCGAGACCGGUGCUUCUGUGACACGAACUGAAAAGUUAUUUAAACUUGUAUUUAAUGUGAUUACAGAUCUUGUAUUUUAAACUGUUUAGUACUUGAAACCAUAUGCAAUAGGUUAUUGUAUUUCUAGCCGCUAUUUAAUGUGUGAGGAAGGUAAAAUGGCGACUGUAGACGUGGUGUAUGAGAAGAUUCACCACAGACACGAUCCGCGGUGGUGCGCGGGAACAGGACAUGAUGUCGGAGCGGGCGCGAGCCUCAGGGUGUGUGUCGCGUGCGUCAUCGAGCUGAUGGACAGCCAGGACGUGUCGGUCGUGCGUAAGUCAGUGGCUCUGACUGGUGUAGGAGAGAUGCUGAAGACUGAAGGAGUGAUGAGGGAAAUCCUGCAGCAGGAUGACCGAGUGUGUGUGCAUUUCACCUCCUCAUUACUCAAGCUGCUGCAGUGUGUGGAAGAUCCCUCUGUUCUGGAUAAAGUCAUGCAGGUGCUGGUUCAGCUGCUGUUGGAUCUGAAGACAGAGCAGUUAGUGCAACAUGUGAUGGAUCAGCUCCAAACACAGCUGUGUGAGGUGAAGUGGUUCCUGGUGUGUGUAACGUUUCUGGGUAAAUUGCUGGAUGCUUUUCCUGCAGUAGCCCACAUGCUGUCCACCUCACACUUGUGUGUGUUGGAGAGUAUGUGUGUGUGGAUGGUGAGUGCAGAUGAGGAGCUGAAGGCGGAGGUGUGUUACGUGUUCCGUGGUGUGUGGGAGUCGGAGGCGGCGCUUCGUUCUCUCCCGCAUGCACUCAGGGAAAGAGUGUGUGUGUUACUGCUACACACACUCACAGACGCCUGCUCACACCAACUCAUCAUCAACUGCCUCGGGCUGCUGUUACUGAUGCUGCGCUCAGGAGAGACGGUGUGUUUUCUGAUGAAUCGGGGAGAAGAGACACAGCAUCCAGAGCUCCAGCACUGUUCACUACCUCUCAUAUUAAAGAGGUUGUUGUUGAGUAGUGAUGAGUCUGUGCAGGUGUGCAGUGUGCAGUGUGUGUGUGCUGUACUGAAUCACUCCACUCAGUACUGCACCUCCUUCAUACACAACGACAUACCAGAGUUCCUGUUUGAGCGUUUGAGCUGCAGUAAUGACGUGCUCCUGUGGUGUGUGUACAGCUGUGUGUUGCUGCUGUGUGAAGACCCGGUGUUUUUCUCUCAGUGCCACUCUGUGUACGGUGUUGAGUCAGUGGUGCGCAGUUUGAAGGCGUCACUGAAGAUGUCUAACUUUGAAGUACCGAAACGAGGACUACAGCUGCUUACAGCUGUACUGGAGAAGCAGCCGGCAGGUGUGCGUCUGUUCCCGAUUGGUCCAGCGUUUGUGGGUGUGGCUGAAGUGGUGAUAGGGGGUGUGGCUUCCCCCUGUCUCAGAGUAGCAACCCAGGCAGCACGAGCAGCUUCUGCACUGAUGAAGAUGCAUCACCAGUCCACUCCAGUGCAUUAUGGAGAGUUAAAAAAGAUUGUGGAGGCCUUGUCAUUCAAAUUCACAGAGUUACCCUCACGACCCAUCUCACAACGCAGAAGGUGUUUUGCAGAUUCUGAGUCCAGUUCUCAGUCCACCAAAGCAGGAGCAUUUUUAAUGCAGGCACUGGUCUGCUUUCAUGAAGCCUGCAGACUGGUGGAGGAGUGUGUGUGUGAGGCCACUGUGGAGGACGGUCCUUUGACAGCAGCAGCCCAUCAGAAUGAGGACACACUGGAGUGUGUGUGUGUGUGUUUGCUGAAAUGCUGUGAUACAGCGUACAUUCCCACAGUUACAAGAGUGUGUGAGCGCACCCCCAGUCCUCGUGUUCUGCAGCCUUUCCUCUCCAUUCUCUCUAUGCAGUUCUCUAUCUCGCCCUCACUCAUGCCUGCCUUCGCCAACAAGCUUGCCUCCUCGGGUUUCAUCAGGCUGACUGUAGAAAACAAGGUUCUUCUGUGUUCAGGAAACAGACACACAUCUCUAAACCUCGCCUGCUGUGGAUUUCUUCUGAAACUCUGUAUGUGUUUACUGUCUCAGCCUGAUCCGGAGACCCACAGCCAGCACCUAGGUGUUGAGGAGGUGGAGUGUGUGUUGCGUGAGUGUUUGCCAUCUCUGUACUAUCAGGUGUGUGAUUGGCCAUCGGUGCUGGGCGGGGUUGCAGUAGCUAGUCGGAACACACAGUACUGCUUACUGCACCUGCUGUAUCUCUCGCUGAUCCAUGGGGACAGGUUGCUUCCUGAUGCUACAGUGUUGUCCAGUGUGUUAGAGUUUAAUAGUGCAGUAGUGGAACAGUGUGCUGCUCUUCCUCCAUCAGUACUGCAGUCAGUUCUGUAUCUCGUAUCAGAAACACAGGAGAGCAGCUCGGAUCUAGACUGGCCUGCUCUGAAGAGCAUCAGUAAGGUUCUGUCGUCCGCACUCCCAUCCUCUUCUCCUCUGUCCUUCCCUCGCCCCUCACUCCUGCGCUUCAUCUUCCGUUACCCCGAGCUGGCCGAGCGCUUUGGGACCGCGGUUCUGACCGGGUGGCUGAAAAGAGGGAAGGAACUGGGUGGAAAAGAUGUGGAUCUGGAGCAGACCGUUCUGAUGGAGCUGCUGGAGAAGAACCCUUCUGUUCUGUUACCAAUGCUGGGUGUAGUGUUUGAGGAGGAGGAGGAGGAAGUAGCGGAGCGUGCAGUGAGUGUGAUUAAGAGUUUCCUGACAGUUCAGCAGAAUUGUAGCUCAGUUUCUCCCGCACUACUCAAACCAUCACUACUGCAGCUACUGCCCCAACUCAACUGGGAGAGCAGCACAGUAGUCCAUGGUGUGUGUCUGAUGUUGGAGGUGCUGUGUGUGGUACAGAAUAAUUCUACACUGCACACUGAUAUGGACCACACUGACUUCAAACUGCUCUAUCACAUCAGUAAUCUUGUUGGAAAGAUGAAGUGCAGUAACACAGAAUAUCUGCUCCCGGCCUUAAACUACCUUUACUGCUGUGUGGCUCUGUCCCCUACACACACUGCUGACCGAGUUGUAUCCAUGUUGCUGUGUAACACAGGACUGAUGGAGUUAUUACAGACUCUGCUGGAUCUUUCUCAAUCCUCCUCAUCAUCUUCAUCACCUGUCAUCUGCUGUUCUCUUCUCCUGCUCAGCUGCCUCGUUACUCUGCAGCACACACACUCUGCUCAGGUCCAUAAGAGUGUGUGUUUAGAGUUAGAGAGCGUUGUGAGAACCCUCAUGUUCUGGAAGAGACAUACUGACAGCCUGCUGCUGGUGUGUACAGUGCGUCUGCUGCAGGCGGUGUUGGACGUGGACCUGUGCUCUCCUGUAGUGCGUGUGUCAGAGUGUGUGGAGCUUCAUCCUCUCAGCUACAGAGGAGCAAUCAGCUUCACCACAGCCCUGCAAAGCCUACUGCUGCAGAAGCAGGAGAUGCUCCUCAGUGUGUCUGUGAACUGUCUGAACUCACUCAUACGCUUCCUGAGCAGAGGCAGACCAGCUAUAGUUCAGCAUGUGGUGUGUCAGCCCUGGAAUGGUUUCUUGCUGUACUCUCUGCUAAAUUCAGGAGAAUAUCUUACACUGCACCCAGCAACACUCAGCUUACUGACUCUGCUGGUCCGUUGGUCUGGAAACAGAGUGCAGUGGGAGUCAAACAUUGUGUGUGUGUGUGAAACUGCUGAGAAAACAGGACUGAAAGAGUUGAGUGGAAACACCAUACACACUCUUAAGUGUCUGCUGAUUGAGUGCAGUGAGUGUUCUCUGAGUGAAGAUGUGAAACUGAGAGUGGAGAGCCUGUUAGAGUCCCUCCACCAUCUGCGUCCUUCAGAGACCAGCACUGGCUCUUUACUUCGAGUGGGACGUUUAUCCAUCUGCCUUGCUGACUUCACUGUGAAUCACUAGCUUUAACACACACACACACACACACACACACACACACACACACACACACACACACACAGAGGCACUCAGACUGUGUGUAAAGUAAUGAAGGAGUUUACUGGAUUUAACAGUCUUCAUUCACACUUGUUCUUUAUAAAUGUUACUGUGUUUGUUCUGUUCCUGUACAAAUUCUUCUUCAUUGUCACUUUCAUAAACAUCACACACUCCUCCACAGACACACACACACCUGACUGUAUUACACACACCUCAGUGGUGCAUUGUUAUUGUUCUGAUAGUGUAUUUCAUUAUUAUUAGGAGUUAAGAGUUCAGUAAAUUGUGGAGAGGUCAGGUAAUAAUUAUAACGUAAACAUGUUAUACACACACACACACACACACACACACACACACACACAAUAGCUGAAUGUUCUAAAACAUGAAUAAA
Molecule: messenger RNA, 4290 nt
Organism: Ictalurus punctatus (channel catfish)
Lineage: Eukaryota; Metazoa; Chordata; Actinopteri; Siluriformes; Ictaluridae
Product: meiosis inhibitor protein 1
Exons: 32
Coding region: 159-3869 (1236 amino acids)
Biological process (GO): meiosis I
Source: RefSeq, a predicted model, not a curated record